AUGAUCGAGACGAAAGAGGAAGACUACGCCCAGUUCAUCCAAACCCAACCCCCAUCCACAAUCGCAGCAUGUCUGCGCCGCGACCAGCUCCUCUGCCAGGAGAAGCAUCUCCCCAGUCCGCUCGCCAUGCACCUCCCAACACAGCCCUGUGAGCUCCUCGACGCAAUCUCCCAACACCUAAUCCCAGAUAGCAGCAUCCCCGCGCCCCUCCGCAGGCUGCAAUGCCAGGGCAUCAUCAGCGGGAUCAAAGCAUCCGUGAACCAAAUGAGCAGCAUCACAACCUGGACAUCGCCAACCACCGAGAAAGGCACGGGGUUAAUCCCCAGAACACAGGAUUUCCAGUCCGCGCUGCGCGUGCUAGAAUACCUCCAAAAGUACCCAUCCAUCUCGCAGCUCAGCAGCACCAGCAGUUUCACAGACGUGCUAUCCUCCGUGAAAACGCAACUGGCAUUCGAAGACGGGCUGCGCGCCGUGAACCACCUACACAUGGCCCACAAAGACAGCCGCGUGGACUCGAAAGCCAGCUACAAGGCCCGCAGACGCAAGCGCAAUUGCUACAUGUGCCAUUUCGAGAUCCGGGAUGGCGAGGCCCACGAUACGUACCCGUCGCUGUGUCGCCCUUGCGGCUCGUUCAACCUGGCUGAGUCGGCCAUCUCGCAGCCCCCGAAUCUGGAUUUGAAGGGAAAGACGGCACUCGUCACGGGCGGCAGAAUCAACCUCGGCUACGAGACCGCGCUACGCCUGCUGCGCUGUGGAGCUAGCGUCAUCGUGUCCUCCCGCUAUCCGCGCGACGCGGUGCUGCGGUAUGCCCGGGAGGUGGAUUUCGGGGGGUUUUCGGCGCGGCUCAAGGUCGUGGGGGCGGAUUUCCGCACGGCGAGAGAUGCGUUUCGGCUUGUGGAAGUCGUGAAGAGGGUGUUGGAUGACUGGGCGGGGGAUGGGACUGCGCUGGAUAUUCUGAUUAAUAAUGCGGCGCAGACGUUGACGGAUCCGGUGCGCUCAGAGACGAGGGCGAUCGUGCGGGAGGAGCAGUUGGAGGAGGAGGCUGGGGCGCAUGGGCUGAUUGCAGACGAUGGGGAGCGGUAUAUGCCCAAGCUUCGCGGUGGGGUUGGCAGUGCCUGGGGCGGCAUUGAGGAUCGUGUGCGGCUGCAGAUUGCAGGUAGCGCGGAGUCACAGUGUGUGGAAGAUUCUGGAAUCGUGCAGAAGGGCUUGGGGCCGGGCGAGGAUGAGUCAAGGUCGUCGUGGACUCAAAGUCUGGACCAGAUCCCGUAUGAAGAUGUGAUCAGCGCGCAGGCGGUUAAUGCGUUCGUGCCGCUGAUUCUAUGCCGCGAGCUCUUGCCCCGAAUGGGGGCUACGAGCAAGUCGUCUCGGCCCUUGGGAUACAUCGUGAACGUGUCCUCGCGGGAGGGGAUCCUGGAGAGCAGGACCAAGUCUGCGAGCAAAGCGGGCCACCAUGUUCACACGAAUAUGUCCAAGGCGGCGCUGAAUAUGAUCACCGAGACGGAGAGCGAGUCGGCGUGGAAGCGGCAUGUCGCCAUGAACACGGUCGAUCCCGGCUAUAUGAGUGCUGCACCCGAGUGUCAGCGGGCAGACGGCUGCCCGAUUGGAUUCGAAGAUGGCGCUGCCAGGGUUCUCUGGCCGAUUGCUAUCGGAGAACGCGAGCAUCGGGUUAUCCGCGGACGGUUCAUGAAGCAUUUCGGACACCAUGAUGCUAUUAUAUCGCGAGGAAUAUGA
Aspergillus pseudonomiae is the source of this 1731-nucleotide messenger RNA. RefSeq lists its product as uncharacterized. The record is from RefSeq and is a predicted model, not a curated record. NCBI's taxonomy places the organism in Eukaryota, Fungi, Ascomycota, Eurotiomycetes, Eurotiales, Aspergillaceae. Bases 1 to 1731 code for a protein of 576 amino acids. The transcript has a single exon.